Oikopleura dioica is the source of this 888-nucleotide messenger RNA. The record is from the annotation of a GenBank genome assembly. Lineage: Eukaryota; Metazoa; Chordata; Appendicularia; Copelata; Oikopleuridae.
AUGAGAAUUGCGCCGCUUUUUGCCCCGGCCAUUCUGGCGAAUGAAGUUUACGAUAACUUUUUGAAGAUCAAAAGUGAUGGGCAAAUGGCAAGAGGAGAGUGGUCUGGGUCUUGUAAGGAGAGGGCCCAGUGGAGGAAUCUUUUCGGGGAUGAGGGCAAUGGAUACUUAGAUGCUGGUUUCCAUGUCUGCCAGACAGACACAGAACUCUACUACGACGCAUACCAACCAGACGGCACCAGCGUCUUUACAAUCCAGAAGAUCAACGAGUGGGUAUCCCUCUGGCCCGGUCUUGGAAAUCAUCUGAUCUUUGGAAGCGCUGAAUUCAAGUGCGGCUGCUUUCUCGGCUGUGAUCGAUUUUUCGUCGAAGGAAUUGGACUUCAUGUUGAUUUCUGCUGCUCGGAUUAUGAAGAAACUUGUGUCAAUCCGCCAAAUGUAAGUGAUGCUUUGGAGCAAGCAAAAACCGCUGCUGAAGAAGAAUUGGAAGCGAUGAGAGAUGAGGGAUUUCAAAGAAUCGAUUUGGGGAAAAAGAAACUUCGACGAUUCGUGACAAAAUUGAAGAGAAACAUCAAAAAUGAUGCUCCCAAUUGCAAACUCCGACGCGGUUGCAACGCCGGUGAAACCCCUCUUCUCAACAAUUGCCGCAGAAAGUCCAAUCCUUCCUUCGGCCAGUCAUGGAAUGGUUCGGCUGAGCCCGUUGCUCCUUUCAGACGAAGAAGAGAUAUCAACAUCGUCGAACCUUCCAAGGGCGAUCAAUUUUCUUCGCACAAGAUCACUGACGAUUUGUGGCAUGUCGUCGAUCAUUACUUCAAGGACUGUCUCAAUGUGAGAAAACACUUGAACAAAGUUAACAAGUUGACGAAUACGCUCGACAAGAUCAAGAAACGAUAA